CUCCAAACAAACAAAAAAAACAAACUUUACGACCUUUACGACAGUUGCUUCAAUGGCGUACGAAUCAGAAAACGGCAGUGAGAAGAAGAUGGCGGAGGGAGGUAAUGAUGCAGAGCUACUCAAGGAGAAGGCGAAUACGUACUUCAAAGAGAAAGACUAUGAAAAUGCCAUUAAGUACUACUCAGAGGCCUUGGAGCUCAAUCCAUCCAACGCCAUCUACUACAGCAACCGGAGCCUUGCAUAUCUACGCACAGAAUGCUACGGCUAUGCCCUUGCGGAUGCCACGAAGGCCCUGGAGGUAGACAAAAACUACAUUAAGGGCUAUUAUCGCCGUGCCACUUCCAACAUGGCACUGGGCAAGUUUAAGGCUGCACUUAAGGACUAUGAAACGGUAGUAAAGGUUCGGCCAAAUGACAAGGAUGCAAGGAUGAAGUACCAGGAAUGUAAUAAGAUUGUGAAACAGAAGGCUUUUGAGAGAGCCAUCGCUAGUGACGAGACAAAAAAGUCUGUUGUUGAUUCUCUGGACAUUGAAAACAUGACGAUUGAGGAUGACUAUGUAGGACCCAAACUCGAAGAUGGAAAAGUCACGUUGAAAUUCAUGGAAGAGAUGAUGGAUUGGUUCAAAGAUCAGAAGAAACUGCACAGAAAGUGUGCUUAUCAGAUUUUGGUGCAAGUUAAGGACGUUCUAGUAAAACUACCAAGUCUUGUUGAAAUCUCAUUAAAAGAGACAGAAAAAAUAACUAUUUGUGGUGACACCCAUGGGCAGUACUACGAUCUUCUCAACAUCUUCAAGUUGAACGGCUUACCCUCAGAGACCAACCCUUAUCUGUUCAACGGUGACUUUGUGGAUCGUGGUUCUUUCUCUCUUGAGGUCAUCCUUACCCUCUUUGGCUUCAAGCUGCUUUACCCUGACUAUUUCCACUUGCUCAGGGGUAACCAUGAAACAGACAAUAUGAACCAGAUGUAUGGGUUUGAAGGGGAGGUCAAAGCCAAAUACACAGCCCAGAUGUUCCAGCUGUUCAGCGAGGUCUUCCAGUGGCUUCCUCUUGCUCAGUGUAUCAACAACAAAGUUCUGAUCAUGCACGGGGGACUGUUCAGUGAAGACGGUGUUACGUUGGACGACCUCAGGAAGAUCGAUCGGAACAGACAGCCUCCAGAUUCAGGUCCCAUGUGCGACCUCCUCUGGUCAGAUCCACAGCCUCAGAACGGCCGGUCAAUCAGCAAGCGAGGUGUGAGUUGUCAGUUUGGGCCAGAUGUCACAGAACGCUUCCUGGAGCAGAACAAGCUAGAGUACAUCGUGCGUAGUCAUGAGGUCAAAGCUGAGGGCUACGAGGUCACUCACUCAGGGAAGUGCAUCACCGUGUUCUCAGCACCCAACUACUGUGAUCAGAUGGGAAACAAAGGAGCGUAUAUCCACCUCAGGGGAUCAGACCUCAAACCAGAAUUUCACCAGUUCACUGCUGUGCCUCAUCCGAAUGUCAAGCCCAUGGCGUAUGCCAACACGCUAAUGCAGUUGGGGAUGAUGUAGAGGAAACUGUAUUGUGUCUAUGACAUCGACGACCUCCCAUCUGACCUGAACCAUCCCAGUCACCACACUCCCUCCAGUGCUUGGACAUGCUGUCAUCCAUGCAUAGCCUAAGGGAUCCCUCUCUCCGACAAACUUUCCUAGUGGUGUGCAGAAACAGGUGUCGUAGUUCAAAUGGGAAAAGGUCCCCUAGACCAGUCCACAUCUAGUUGCAUUUUUUGACGUUAUUGGUUACAACUGGAAAAUUCUCAUUCCCAUUGUCCAUUUGCCAGCUCACAUGCUCAAAGCCUGAGUAAAGAAGUAAACCCUGGCAGGUUCAGAUGAGUCUCCUUGGAGCUGUUCGGUUUUCAAAUAGUUGAUGUCUUCAGCAUAUUGGAUCAAAUACCUGGUUUGUACCAAAGAUCUGUCAUUAAAAUGAUUGUUCAGUUUUUAUCUAAAACUCAGAAUUGUACCGUUGGCCAGUGUACACAGCUUAGAGCAUUGUAAACUGGUUGAGGAGCAUCACGUCUAUCAGUGUUUCUCCAGUCAUCCUACAGUGUGUCCGUUCACUCAUUUAGUUCACAGCAGAUCUAGAUUAAACUACAUGUACCCCAGUCUAAAAAAGAGAUGGGUUGUCUCUGGGUACACUCUUAAAGGUGCUGUUUGCCAUUAGUGGUGUAUUUAGCUGGUUCAGUCAUGUAGCUGGUGACCUUUCCUUUUCCACUGCUUCCUGUUGAGGAAGUUUCUGCUGCUCCAUGUUUUCAUCCUUGACCGUCAUUGUGCCACUCGCCCAGCAGCUCCUGCACAGUCCACUAGCUUUGGUGUAAGGCAAACACUGGUGCCACUCGAUAACUGCUGACUCGUAUCCCCGUAUAUGGAUUUCUUCAGUACACAAACGUCCAAAACGUAAUCCUGUCUUGAAACGCACAGCUGCAUUGUCCAACGGCCCUCAACUUUUUAGAUAAAGAAAUACACGUAUGUGUAUGUAUAUAUAUAUACUGUAUCAUUUAAAGAUUCUGUGUAAUGUUUGGAGAAGAUUAUUGAAUAAAAAAAUAAGCCAAGUGA
Betta splendens (Siamese fighting fish) is the source of this 2569-nucleotide messenger RNA. RefSeq names its product protein phosphatase 5, catalytic subunit (gene ppp5c). The coding region runs from base 53 to 1528 and encodes 491 amino acids. The record is from RefSeq and is a predicted model, not a curated record. Gene Ontology annotation, molecular function: protein serine/threonine phosphatase activity; protein binding. Lineage: Eukaryota; Metazoa; Chordata; Actinopteri; Anabantiformes; Osphronemidae. The transcript is spliced from 13 exons. Gene Ontology annotation, cellular component: nucleus; cytosol.